GAGGGGAGAGAAAAGCUGAUGAGCUCUCCGAUGGAGGUUUCGCUAGAGAAUGGCUCCGAGGUAACCGACCUCUCCAAGCCGGAGGGCGUCUCUGGCCGCCCCGCGCCUUUGCCCCCGCCGAUCUCCGCCGCAGAUGAUAAGGUCCUCGUUUCCGUUGAGGUCUGCUUGAAACCCUCGAGCACUGCUCGAGCUGAGGACGCACGCGCCGCCGUUGAAAGGAUGCUUGAGAAAAGGAGCAUGACCUAUGUUGAUGGUCCCAUUCCAGUGCCUGCUGAUGAUUCUUUUUUUGUUGAAAAUGUAAAAAGAAUCUUAGUUUGUGACACAGAUGAGUGGGUGGAGAACCAUAAAGUCUUACUAUUUUGGCAAGUCAGACCGGUUGUGCAUGUAUAUCAGCUUAAUGAAGAGGGCCCAGGUGAGGAACCAAGUGGAGAUGAUAUGCUUUCUAGCUUCAACGAGUGGGUUCUACCAGCAAGAGAAUUUGAUGGAUUGUGGGAAAGCUUAAUAUAUGAAACUGGUCUCAAACAGCGGUUGCUGCGGUAUGCCGCUAGUGCUCUUUUGUUUACCGAGAGAGGUGUAGAUCCUUGCCUCGUGUCAUGGAACAGGAUUAUCCUUUUACAUGGACCUCCCGGAACUGGAAAGACAUCUUUGUGCAAAGCAUUGGCUCAAAAGCUUUCUAUACGUUUGAAGUCAAGGUACUCAUGGUGCCAGCUAGUAGAAGUCAAUGCUCAUUCAUUAUUCAGCAAAUGGUUUUCAGAAAGUGGAAAAUUGGUUGCGAAGCUUUUCCAGAAAAUCCAGGAAAUGGUGGAAGAAGAAAAUAAUCUUGUAUUCGUCUUGAUUGAUGAAGUCGAAAGCCUUGCUGCUGCCAGACAAGCGGCUGUGUCUGGUUCCGAACCAUCAGAUUCCAUAAGGGUUGUGAAUGCUUUGCUUACUCAGAUGGACAGAUUGAAAUCUUGGCCUAAUGUGAUAAUUCUCACGACAUCAAAUAUAACGACAGCCAUUGAUAUUGCUUUUGUUGACCGAGCAGACAUCAAGGCAUAUGUGGGCCCCCCUACACUUGAAGCACGAUAUGAAAUAUUGAGGUCAUGCCUACAAGAACUUCUGCGAGCUGGAAUUGUUACAUAUCCUCAGGAUCAAGUUCAUUUCCAGCUUCUCAACUAUUCUACUUUGAAAGAGACACUGCAUCCAUCGGAGCCGACAGAGCUUGAAGGGCCGCUUCAUUUGUCGAGGAUUCUGCUUGAAGCUGCAAAAGCAUGUGAGGGAUCAAGUGGUAGGGCUUUGAGAAAGUUGCCUUUCUUGGCUCAUGCAGCUCUUUCUAACCCCCACGCUUGUGAUCCUAGAAGGUUUCUGUACACCUUGACAGAAACUGCAAGGAGAGAACUCGCUGAAUUGAAUGCUUAACAUUUCGAUGUGGUAAGUGACCUAUUGGCAUGUCUAAAGAAUGUCAUCUCAUGUCAAUGGUGCUGUCUUUAGCUUAAUGAUACUGUCAAUUACAAAGUAGUUGUUGAAUGCA
Molecule: messenger RNA, 1510 nt
Organism: Musa acuminata subsp. malaccensis (wild Malaysian banana)
Lineage: Eukaryota; Viridiplantae; Streptophyta; Magnoliopsida; Zingiberales; Musaceae
Product: pachytene checkpoint protein 2 homolog
Biological process (GO): reciprocal meiotic recombination; meiotic recombination checkpoint signaling
Cellular component (GO): nucleus; chromosome
Molecular function (GO): ATP binding; ATP hydrolysis activity
Source: RefSeq, a predicted model, not a curated record